This is a messenger RNA of Papilio xuthus (Asian swallowtail), 5060 nucleotides long. Its product is annotated as chorion peroxidase. Lineage: Eukaryota; Metazoa; Arthropoda; Insecta; Lepidoptera; Papilionidae. Gene Ontology annotation, biological process: response to oxidative stress. Gene Ontology annotation, molecular function: peroxidase activity; heme binding. The record is from RefSeq and is a predicted model, not a curated record. Bases 36 to 4022 code for a protein of 1328 amino acids. The transcript has 12 exons.
CUCAACAUAAUAUUAUCGAAGUAUUAAAACAUUUAAUGCCAAAGUUAAACAAUUCAAUAAAUAAUGAACUUCACAGCGUAACAAUAAUUGAAAAGAAUCAUAGUAAAAACCAUUCAAUAUCAGAAACUAAGAACAUAUCAACUCUAGUUCUUAAAUACUGUAACAAAGGUAACAUAAAUAAUGAGAAUUCAACUGAUAAAACAAAAUUAACAGAUGAAGACGAUGAAGAUUAUGCAAAUAAAGAAUUACCAAUUAUAGAUCAAGAUACGAUUGAAGAUGAAUAUGAUUUAGAUUCAGAAUUUAAUGACAAACAAGUGGCCAGUGAUACAUCGAUAAAUAAAAACAAAGAUGUGUUGGAAGCUGCUGAAUAUGGAAUGCAGAAGAUGCACGAAUUGUACAGCGUUUUAGAGCCGAAGUUAUAUUCUAUGGGCUUGUGGUUAGACGACACCAAUCCAGCUCGCUACGUGGCAGCUUUCAAUGCACCUUCAGAUGACUCCACCAGAUACUCUCGCUACGGCUACGCGACUCUACAAGCCGCCACUAAACUGAAGGAACUUAACAGAGGCGAUCCUGAUGGCGAUGGCGAGGACAGCGCGGGGGCGGAGAGCAGGACGGAAGCGGGGAUGUUCCCCGCAGCAAGCGCGCUGCGCCAGUCCGCGCUGCUCGACCAGUGCCCGCUGCGCACCGUGCCCAAGUGCCCGCCGGCCUCCAAACGGUACCGCACGCACGAUGGUACAUGCAAUAACCUGAGUCGUCCACGCUGGGGCUCCACCAUGACGCCCGUGCAGCGCUUCCUACAACCCUCCUAUUCCGACGGCAUCCAGGCCCCGCGCCGCUCCGUCUUCGGCAGCAAGCUACCCUCUGCCCGGGAGAUAAGCUCGCUGGUGCACGAAGACCAGAACGUGGAAAACCACGGUAUCACACAUCUCCUCAUGCAAUGGGGACAGUUUCUGGAUCACGAUGUGACGUCCUCUUCUCAAUCCCGAGGAUUCAACGGAUCCGUGCCGAGGUGCUGCAAAGAUGGUGGAAGGGAUUUUAUGCCUAAAGAACUAAUGCAUCCGGAAUGUCUGCCGAUCGCGGUGCCGUCUUCUGACCCAUUCUACGGUCCGCGCGGCGUGCGCUGCCUGGACUUCGUGCGCUCCUCUCCGGCGCCGCGCGACGACUGCGCGCUCGGGUGGCGCGACCAGCUCAACCAGGUCUCCGCCUACAUCGACGGCUCUCCUCUAUACGCCAGUUCAGCCAGGCAGUCUGAUAAACUCAGGCUGUUUAGGAACGGCAUGCUACAGUACGGGCGCGUGCAGCAGCGGCGGCCGGUGCUGCCCCCGGAGCGGAGAGACGAGCUGUGUCGCGGCGGUGCACUCUCCAGCGACUGCUUCCGCUCCGGAGAUGCGCGCGUCAACGAGCAUCCCGGCCUCGUCGCCGCACACAUCGUCUGGCUCCGACAGCACAACCGGAUGGCGCAAGAGCUGGCGCAUUUGAACCCGCACUGGAGCGAUGAGAAGAUCUACCAGGAGACGCGCAAGAUCGUCGGCGCCAUGCUGCAGCACAUCACAUACCGAGAGUUCCUGCCCGUUGUUUUAGGAUCAGAAGUGAUGCGUCUCUUCGAGCUGGAUCUUGUGAAGAAGGGUUACUUCAAAGAGUACAACCCCAAGAUCAACCCCAACCCGGCGAGCUCGUUCGGUUCCGCCGCGUUCCGCUUCGGACAUAGCCUCGUGCAGCCUUCUAUGGUCAGGUUCGACAGGUUCCACAGACCCAUGGGCAACAAUGUAUCUCUACACAAUGAAAUAACUAACCCAUCAAACAUCUGGAGCAUGGGCGCGGUGGACCGCUUGCUCAUCGGCAUGAUCAACCAGCCCAUACAGAAGCGGGACGAGUUCAUCACGGAGGAAUUAACUAACCAUCUGUUCCAAACGCCUCACUUCGACUUCGGCAUGGACUUGGCUGCGAUAAAUAUACAAAGAGGGAGGGACCACGGAGUACCGCCUUACACCUCGUGGAGAGAACCCUGUGGACUGUCAACUAUCACCGACUUCGAAGACUUGGCCAGGGUAAUGCCAAAGAGAGUCGUCAGGAAACUUAAGAACUUGUACAGACAUGUUAAUGAUAUAGACCUGUUCACUGGAGGUAUGGCAGAAAGACCUGUAAUCGGCGGCCUAGUGGGGCCAACUUUUGCUUGUAUUAUCGCACAACAGUUCUCAAAUAUGCGAAAAGGCGAUCGAUUUUGGUAUGAGAACGGAGGUUUCGAAUCUUCUUUAACGCCGGCGCAAUUACAACAAAUCCGUCGAAUAUCCUUAGCCCAAAUACUCUGUCGUACCCUCGACACUAUCGACAGUAUACAACCAUUCGCUUUCCUUUCACCUGACAACCCCGACAAUCAAAGAAUUUCUUGUCAAAACGGACUGUUAAAUAACUUCGACUUAUCACCUUGGAUCGAAAUAAACUCUGACUCUAAUAACGACAUUAAAAAAUCUGACAAUGACCCUUCUAAUUUAAAACCUAAUACAAAACCAACCACCACGAAUAGACCGACUACUAAAAAGAGCCAAAAACUCACUUCUACUGUUAAUAAAACACCACAGAAUCGACCUGUUAACCAAACGACUAGACCACAUAAAGUUAGUCAUAAACUUAAUGACACUGACAUGACAAAGAAUGAUACAGACAAACAAACUGCAAGUACUACAACAAAACCUAAGACGACAGUACAGACCAUUGACGACAAACUUGACUUUAAAAACAAAAGUAGACGUUACACUGACUUCGAAAGUAUUAUAACAAGACAUCGCGCACCGACUCGCUACUACAACAACUACAAUGACUACGACGACAACGUGCAAAGCGUGCAAUCACUACUCGUUAACAAUUUACAACAGAAACGACCAUAUAACAGCAGACCCGUAAUAACUGUGACUGAAAACGUAGACAAAUAUACUUACUUAAUCAACUAUGUACCGAGACCCACACAGUCCUGGAGACAGACCACGAGGAAGACACAUGACAGAGACGUAGUAAAAGUUACAUAUCAGACUUACGACGACACGUACGACCGACGACCGAACAGACCGUAUUACUAUGACAGUAGACGACCGAACAAACCUUACUACAACAGACACGACUCUGAAGACGACAUUGACUCCUACAGACGAGACAGUUCCGACACAAAACUGACAUAUAACUUCAAUUCAUCAGCUAGAUCUACUGACAAAGACUUAAAUAAAACUAAACUUAAUACGACUAUGGACAAAAAUGACAAAAUCGACACUACCACUGAAAACCAAUACAAAUUGACGACUUUUAGCUACGUAGGUACUUACAGAGGUGACAAUACUGACAAAACGACUAAACUAGAGAAAACCGACGCAGUAGACCAAACUAAUGACAAACAUGACAGUGUGAGCAAAGACUUUACAACAUUUGAAGCCAAAGAUAAAGAUCCCGGGAGGGGUCCAGAUGACAUGACUAAUACUGACAAAAUAUCAACAUUCUAUCUUUAUGAAACUGCAACAAAACCUUACAACUUGAACAGACCGACGAGACGUAACGACGAAGAAAAAAUCGACAUGAGAAACAAAAACAAAUAUUAUUACGUUAGAAAUGUUUUACACAAAUAUCCCGACACAGAUUCAAAUAUAGCCAAAAGAAACACAGCAACAAACGAAGGUAUCGUGAAGGAAAACUACAACAGUCCCGGAGUUCCCGACUUUGAUAUAGAGGAAAGAUCUGCUGCAGACAAAGUUACAUCUAUAGCUGCGACGGAAUCCAAAGCGAUGCAUGCGGACAAAUCCAAAAUGAAAAUACAAAAACCUUCAAGUCCUCCGAAAACGCCUUCAGUAGCAUUUCAAGUAACACCAAGUGAAAACAGUCCAUCACAGUGGGCAAUUUAUGAAGAGAAUGCCGACUUACCUGAAGGUCUACCGCAACGGAUGCCUUCACUCAAGAUCGACCCUCACGCAUUAAGAGAAAUACCAAGACCAAUGAACCUCUCGCGUCCAGUGCGGCGCCGUCCUGGAGGAAGAUUAUAGGGGAAAAAAUUAAAUUUGGUGCUUGCUUUAAUUUAACGCGAUGCCUUUAAUAGAAUCAAAUUAACUGUUAAAGACGCCGCGUUGAUAUGUUACAUUUAGAUAAAAUUUGUUCUGAACUAGGAUUAAAUCCUUCCAACAAAACUAUGACUGACUUGACUGUAGACGACUGGACUGGACUGAAAUCACAUGACAUGACAACUUGAUAAACUUUGACAAAUCAUGACAACAGUUGAUUUUGAUGACAUGACAUGACAAGAGUUAUAAACUCGUAAUGUAUUCAAAUAUUUUACACUUAUUUAUUUUAAUUGGUGUGGACAAAUAUAACAAUUUCUAUCCGUGUUUAAUAACAUUUUUAAAUAAUCGAAGGUGAAUUUAACCUGAAUAACUACCACAUUUGUACCAUACGAGCUUGAGAUAAAAUCAUACAGGUAUGAACUGGAAAGAGCGAGACAACAAAGAAUUUUCAAUAAUCGAUAAAGGCAGCGUUAGCUGCGUCAUAGUCUCAACUCAUCCGUAUGUAAACAUGAAUUGUCUAACAUAGUUGGUACAAACGAUAUUACAGUUUACAUAAUGAUUAUAUUAUCUUUGGCGCCAACUUAUAUACCUUGCUGCACGCUUUUUUGCACAAGCAGUUUCAUAGUGUAAUUUAAUGAUAAUUUGACGAACGCCUAAAAACAGACGAUUGACUGACGGACAACAUUAACAACACUUAUUAUUUAACUAUACCUAACAGAUUGUUGACUGAGAUUAGAUUUGACUUGACUAUUUGACUGUUGACAUACAUGCUAUUUUGACAUAGGGAAAUAAAAGACGGAAAUAUUUGACACAGACUUUAUUAAAUAGAUUGUCGUUUACAUUGACUGAAUAUGACACCGCUAAGGUAACUACUACAUAAUACUUGAAUUAUAAGUUAUAUGAAUAAGUUAUUGAAAAUUAAGUAAGACAUUAAUUUCACAAGCUUUGUUACCCAUCAGGUUCAAAUAGAUGAAAUUUUCGUUAAAUAUUCAAAUACAAAAGCUGUGAAUAAAAAGUAAGAAU